ACCCGGGAUCGGCUGUGACUCGGGAGGCGCCUCCUGCGGCAGCCCGGCCUGGCUCCGGCCCGGCCGGGGCGAUGCUCCCCGAGGCCGCGGGAUGAGCCAGUGACUCGGCUGGCCCGGGCAUGGCGGACCCAGUGGCGGGCAUCGCGGGCUCGGCGGCCAAGAGUGUGCGGCCAUUCCGCUCGAGUGAGGCCUACGUGGAGGCCAUGAAGGAGGACCUGGCCGAGUGGCUCAACGCCUUGUACGGCCUGGGUCUGCCCAAUGGUGGCGAUGGCUUCCUGACGGGGCUGGCCACAGGCACCACCCUGUGCCAGCAUGCCAACGCUGUCACCGAGGCCGCCCGCACAAUGGCCGCUGCCCGCCCGGCCCGUGGGGUGGCCUUCCAGGCACACAGUGUGGUGCCUGGCUCCUUCAUGGCCCGAGACAACGUGGCCACCUUCAUCGGCUGGUGCCGAGCGGAGCUGGGUGUGCCCGAAGUGCUCAUGUUUGAGACUGAGGACCUAGUGCUACGAAAGAAUGAGAAAAGCGUGGUGCUGUGUCUGCUGGAGGUGGCGCGGCGUGGAGCCCGCCUCGGCCUGCUGGCCCCUCGGCUCGUGCAGUUCGAACAGGAGAUUGAGCAGGAGCUCCGUGCCGCACCCCCGGUCCCUAACACCCCCACUGCUGGGGAGGACACCGCCGAGACCUCUGCCACCCCUGGGGCUCCUGCACGGGGGCCCCGCAUGACACCCAGCGACCUGCGCAACCUCGACGAGUUGGUGAGGGAGAUCUUGGGCCACUGCACCUGCCCAGACCAGUUUCCCAUGAUCAAAGUCUCAGAGGGGAAGUACCGCGUGGGAGACUCCAGCCUGCUCAUCUUUGUGCGGGUGCUUAGGAGCCACGUGAUGGUGCGUGUGGGCGGUGGCUGGGACACGCUGGAGCACUACCUGGACAAGCAUGACCCCUGCCGCUGCUCCUCCACCGCCCACCGCCCGCCCCAGCUGAGGGCUGGCACCUUCUCCCCACAGCGGGUGUCACCUACCCCCAGUCCCCGAGCUGGUAGCCCAGCUCCAGGGGCUGAGCGCCGGGGCUCCCGCCCCGAGGUGACACCUAUUAGCUUACGCAGCUCAAAGGAGGGGCUCGAGACCCCACUCAGCUCCUCCUCUUCAUCCCUCAGCGUCCUGGGUAGCAAGUGUGGCCAACCUGGGGACUCUGGCAGGAUGGCCAACGGGCUGCCCGGGCCCCGAGGCCCAGCCCUGUCCAGUUCCUCCGAUGAAGGCAGCCCCUGCCCUGGUGCAGGGGGCCCACCAGAUGCACCUGGGGGCCCCCUGGCCGGUCCAGAGGCCCCAAGGACCUGGGCACGAGGCCGGAUGGACACACAGCCAGACAGAAAACCCUCACGCAUCCCCACACCCAGGGGCCCCCGCCGCCCAUCUGGACCCACGGAGCCUGGGUCCUGGCAUGCCCUGCACUCAGUCAACCCAAGGGUGGAGCCAGAUUCCUGGAUGUGAUGGACCAGCCCAGCUGACCCCAGUCCUCCAUUCCUUCUCCUUUUCCUUUGUGGCCUUAACCCCUCUGCAUCAGGGAGCCCCCUCCCCUGCCUCUUGGGGACCAGACCUCAUGGGACCAGACCCCUUGGGACCACAUGGCACAAUGGGACCUGUUGUACAUUCCGGUUGGGGGAUGAGCAUUGCUAUUUAAUUACUAAUAUUAUUGAAUGCCUUAGAAGAGGCUGGGCCAGCCCAGUGAGGACCUCUCCUGAGGUCCUGUGGCCCUGCAGAGCCUGACAGUAAAGUUUUGUUCCAGCUA
Messenger RNA from Vicugna pacos (alpaca), 1782 nucleotides. The record is from RefSeq and is a predicted model, not a curated record. Lineage: Eukaryota; Metazoa; Chordata; Mammalia; Artiodactyla; Camelidae.